UGUUGUCUGUGAAGUAUGUCUGAGAAAAGGAAGUAUGGAUGUAUGCUGUGUAUGCAAAGCACAAUGUCACACUGUAUUCCUUUCAGAUAAGAUGGAUCCAGAUCUUAAGGCACUUUUUACACAGCCAGAGAAAGUUUGUGAGAGAUAUUUAAAGGAGUUUGUACAGAUUAUGGACUUCCAGGAAAAACACAGAAGACAUUUGUGUGCAAAAGAAAUAGAGGAGCAUGCAAAAUUGAAAGCCUAUGUGGAGCAUAUUACACAGAGGAAAGAACAAUUACAGCGUGAACUUGCAGAAAAUAAGAACUACAUUACAAAACUGGAAAGUACUUUUCAACAAAGUAUCAGACAGCAAACACCACGAUUGUAUACCCCAUCGGCAGCAAGGGAAUUUGUUUCAACACCUUCUAUGAAAUCAGCGAUGUAUUCUUCAGUUCCACAGUCAAGACCAUCCACCACUGAAAUAGCUCACAAAAUGGAGAUUAAUGGAAGUUCAUCGGGAAAAUCUGAUUCAUCUAUGGGCCCACCUCGGUUAUCGGUAAUUAGUCCACCCCAGGAUGGGCGAAUGGGUACUGUGCCUUAUAGAGGAGCUGGCAAAGUAGGAUCUUUUAGGACUGCAGCUCACUCAACACCAGUGCAACAGAUUGGACUUGCAGGCUCUCUGACAUCUGGUUCUUUAAGUCACGGAGGAGGAUCCUGGGACACUUCCAGCUACAGAACCAUGCUAUCUUGUUCUUCAACGCCGUCUUCAUCACAAACAUCUGUCUCGAGGCCUCCCAUAACCAUUUCAAAUCUCCUUAUGAGACCAUAAAUUACUUGGAUAACAAAAAUGGCAGAAAUUUGAAGAUUUGUAUCAGCCAGACAACGGCAAAGGAUGCAAUGUUUA
Messenger RNA from Pristis pectinata (smalltooth sawfish), 883 nucleotides. RefSeq names its product probable E3 SUMO-protein ligase RNF212. Bases 35 to 808 code for a protein of 257 amino acids. Lineage: Eukaryota; Metazoa; Chordata; Chondrichthyes; Rhinopristiformes; Pristidae. Gene Ontology annotation, biological process: protein sumoylation; reciprocal meiotic recombination; homologous chromosome pairing at meiosis. Gene Ontology annotation, cellular component: synaptonemal complex. Gene Ontology annotation, molecular function: SUMO transferase activity. The record is from RefSeq and is a predicted model, not a curated record. The transcript is spliced from 14 exons.